Zasmidium cellare ATCC 36951 is the source of this 537-nucleotide messenger RNA. RefSeq lists its product as uncharacterized. The transcript has 3 exons. The coding region runs from base 1 to 537 and encodes 178 amino acids. The record is from RefSeq and is a predicted model, not a curated record. Lineage: Eukaryota; Fungi; Ascomycota; Dothideomycetes; Mycosphaerellales; Mycosphaerellaceae.
AUGGUGGCCCUCGCCGCCCGCAUUGCAAACGUGCAAGCUGUUCAGCCCAACUUGGAAUUCACAACGGACGUCAAGCCAGAGGCUGAUGUCGAUCAAAUGUGCUUCACAGUCUUCACUAACGAUGGCCUGUCCGGCUUCUACUACACGUUCAGUGGUCCCUGGGGCAGCAGCAAUGGACAUGCCGGCACCAGUGGAUCGAUCUGUGUGCCAACUAACAAUACCGCCGGUGGAGCCGCAUAUCUUGGUACAGAGUCUAACCCGGGCCCGGGUAGUACCAAGCUAGAAUGCUUCUUCCCUACCACUGGAGAGGCAAAUUGUGACAUCUCUUUGGUGGAUGGCUACUCCCUUUCCGCUGGGUGCGUGGCCAACAAUACCGAACAGAUCAUCGGUGGAUAUGAAGACCUGAACGGCAAUGGAAUCCCCUGCCCCGACCAGCAGGGCCCCAACUGCAUCAACACAGAAGGCUACGCCGCGAGUCAAUCGGACUAUUACUACUUCCCCACCGGCGACGAGAUCACCUGCAUCAUCGCCCCUUAG